AUGGGUCUCUUUUCCCGCAAGGAUAAGAGUCGUCGCGGGGACGCUUCCCUGCCCACCUCACAGUCCACCAACAGCUUCAACUCGUCCACAUCUCGCUCUGGAGUCAAAAGAGUCUCGGCAGGAAGCAUCACUCCAGCAAGCCCUCUCUCGCCAUUGUCGCCAACCAAGCUUCCCAAGAUGGAUCUCCCCCGUCCUCCUGACCCCCAGCUUGACCCCGCCGGCUACCUGCGCAACCUCGGAGCUGUUCGCGAGCGCACUAAGCUUGUCUUUGACAAGGUCAUGGACAAUAGUCUACACCAUUUUGACGUUGACAUGGCCAAGUUUCCCGACGUAGUCACUUUUGUCUCUGGCUUGAUCAAGAGAGAUUACGACGCGCCCUUCACCACAAUCCCCGGUCACGGCCGCUACCAGCACUUUUGCGUUGGCGGCCGUGAUCGUAUCGCAGACUUGCUAUCCACUUGGCCCUCCACUGUGGAUAACACGGAACGCUGCCGUCGCCUCAUCGACCUGUUCCUAAUCAGCGUCCUCCUCGAUGCCGGUGCUGGCACUUCCUGGAGCUAUAAAAGUAAUGAAAAUGGCAAGGUCUACAGAAGAUCCGAGGGCCUGGCUAUUGCGAGCUUGGAAAUGUUCAAAGCUGGCCUCUUCUCGGGCAAUCCCGAAAAUAAAUACCAAGUCGAUUUCCAGGGCCUUGCCAAAUUGACGGUCGAUCAAUUGGCUGUCGGUCUGCAGUCUAAACCUGGCAAUGCGCUCGCUGGCUUGGACGGCCGUACAGACCUUCUGCUCAAGCUGUCCAAUGCCCUCAAGAGCAAGGCCGAAUUCUUCGGCGAAACGGGCCGACCUGGAAACAUGGUUGAUCAUCUGCUUUCGCAUCCUUCCACACAGGCAUCUUCAAUUCUCAUUGUGCCGCUGCCCGUUUUAUGGAAUGUGCUCAUGUCCGGUCUGGCACCCAUAUGGCCCGAGUCUCGCACGUCUAUUGAUGGCAUCUCUCUGGGUGAUGCUUGGCCUUGCUCCUCGAUGCCUCAAGGAGCUGCCCCCUGGGAGUCCAUUGUGCCGUUCCACAAGCUCACCCAGUGGCUAACAUACUCGCUGAUGCAGCCCAUGCAGUCGUUGCUUAAUAUGCACUUUGCCGGCACUGAGCUUCUGACUGGCUUGCCCGAGUACCGCAACGGCGGUCUCUUCAUCGACAUUGGCGUGCUGACUCUGAAAAAGGACGAUAGUGAGCGUGGCCUGGAGAACUACUCUGACUACUGCCGCCGCACGGGCGUCAAGGGCGUCGAGGUAGCGCCCAUGUUCGAGCCUAGCGACGACGUCAUUGUCGAGUGGCGCGCCGCCACAGUCGGCCUCCUUGACCACUUGACCCUCGAGGUGAACAAGUACCUGAAGAAGGAGCUAGCAGGCAAUGAAAUGACACUGGCACAGCUCUUGGAAGCUGGUAGCUGGAAGGGUGGUCGUGAAAUCGCCGAAAUCAACCGGCCAAAUACAAAGGAGCCUCCCAUUCUCAUUGAGAGUGACGGCACCGUAUUUUAA
Molecule: messenger RNA, 1527 nt
Organism: Beauveria bassiana ARSEF 2860
Lineage: Eukaryota; Fungi; Ascomycota; Sordariomycetes; Hypocreales; Cordycipitaceae
Product: DUF1688 domain-containing protein
Exons: 4
Coding region: 1-1527 (508 amino acids)
Source: RefSeq, a predicted model, not a curated record